Alosa sapidissima (American shad) is the source of this 2989-nucleotide messenger RNA. Its product is annotated as tryptophan 5-hydroxylase 1-like. Gene Ontology annotation, cellular component: neuron projection. The record is from RefSeq and is a predicted model, not a curated record. Lineage: Eukaryota; Metazoa; Chordata; Actinopteri; Clupeiformes; Clupeidae. Gene Ontology annotation, biological process: serotonin biosynthetic process; aromatic amino acid metabolic process. Bases 262 to 1650 code for a protein of 462 amino acids. Gene Ontology annotation, molecular function: iron ion binding; tryptophan 5-monooxygenase activity. The transcript is spliced from 11 exons.
CAUUCAUCAUGUUGAUAUAUCUAGGGCCACUCAAAGAAUAAUCAUCAAAUUUUAUGUUGAAAAAAAAAGAUCAUUUAAGGUGAUUUCGUUGCUGUAAAAAAAAGGGUUGUUAUGAAUAUAACUCAAGCUUAUCGUUCUCUGGCGCACGUGACGUCCAUGCAGACGUGAGAUGUCUUGGCCCUCUUCUUCUCUGUCUAUACUUCUCUUCGUGCCAGAUUUCAGCCAGAAUGGCCGGCAGCGGCAGUGGUAAAGGUCUGCGCUAUGACGGUAGCUCCUCCACGUAGGGCCGCGAGCAGGAUAACGGCUGUCAGUCAGAUUAACAAGGCCAACUUCAGCAAGAUCGAAGAAAACAAGAAACUGUCAUCACCCAGGAAGGGCCAUGCUGCCAUUCUGUUCUCUCUGAAGAAUGAGGUCGGAGGCCUGGUGAAGGCUCUCAAGCUCUUCCAGGAAAGUCACUUCAACAUCGAAGCUCGUAAGCGGCGCAACUCUGAGUUUGAGGUGUUUGUGGACUGCGACAGCGACCACCAGCAGCUUAGAGAGGUCAUUCAGCUCCUGCAGAAGCAUAUGAACCUGCCUGAUAUGGACCUCAAAGAGAACAUCAGCCUGCCGGAAGAUGAUAUGGACGGGGUCCCUUGGUUCCCCAAGAAGAUUUCCGAUCUGGACCACUGUGCCAGUCGGGUUCUGAUGUACGGCUCAGACCUGGACGCAGAUCAUCCGGGUUUCAAAGACAAUGUGUAUCGUAAGAGAAGAAAGUACUUUGCAGACCUUGCCAUGGGCUACAGACAUGGUGAGUCAAUCCCGCAUGUGGACUUCACGGAGGAGGAGGUGCAGACAUGGGGGGUGGUGUACCGGGAGCUGAGCGCGCUCUACCCGACGCACGCCUGCCGCGAGUACCUGAAGAACCUGCCCCUGCUCACCCAGCACUGCGGCUACCGCCCGGACAACAUCCCACAGCUGGAGGAUGUGUCACGCUUCCUCAGAGAGCGUACUGGCUUCACCAUCAGACCAGUGGCUGGUUACCUGUCUCCGCGUGACUUCCUGGCUGGCCUGGCGUUCCGUGUGUUCCACUGUACCCAGUAUGUGCGCCACAGAUCUGAUCCUCUAUACACCCCUGAGCCGGACACGUGUCACGAGCUUCUGGGUCAUGUGCCCCUGCUGGCUGAGCCCAGUUUCGCCCAGUUCUCCCAGGAGCUCGGACUCGCCUCCCUUGGAGCCUCCGACGACUCUGUCCAGAAACUCGCCACCUGCUACUUCUUCACAGUGGAGUUCGGCCUGUGCAAGCAGGAGGGACGACUCCGAGCGUACGGAGCCGGCCUGCUGUCCUCCAUCAGCGAGCUGAAGCAUGCUUUAUCUGGCAAAGCAAACAUCCUGCCCUUUGACCCCGACGUCACAUGUAAGCAGGAGUGCCUCAUCACCACCUUCCAAGACGUCUACUUCCUGUCUGGGAGUUUUGAGGAAGCCAAGGUCAAAAUGAGGGAGUUUGCGAAGACGAUCAAGCGUCCGUUCAGCGUGCGCUACAACCCCUACACGCAGAGCGUGGACGUGCUGAAGGACAUGCCCAGCAUCAACAGCGUGGUGGAGGAGCUCCGCCACGAGCUGGACAUCGUGGGCGACGCGCUGCAGAGGCUCAACCAGCACAUGGGCGUCUGACCACCACAACGCACCCCCAUACCUGUACCCCAAAAUACCUGGGCGUCUGACCGCCACAACGCACCCCCAUACCUGUACCCCAAAAUACCUGGGCGUCUGACCGCCACAACGCACCCCCAUACCUGUACCCCAAAAUACCUGGGCGUCUGACCGCCACAACGCACCUCCAUACCUGUACCCCAAAAUACCUGGGCGUCUGACCGCCACAACACACCCCCAUACCUGUACCCCAAAAUACCUGGGGGGCAUAAAACACCUGGGGAUGUGGUGACCCUGCGGUCCUCUACCCUACACUGAGAUCUCCCCCAUCCCAACAUCUACCCCACCCCUAUUUCUACCCCACCUUGAAAUCUACCCCACCCCGAGAUCUACCCACCCCGAGAUCUACCUGCCCGGAAGUCUACCCUACCCCAAAAUCUACCCAAUCGGAUACUGAGCAGCCUGGGCGUCCAUUGGGGUCAACCGGUUUAUUUAUUUCUGCUUCCAAUCCCACCAACACACCAUCAGCACUUGAGGAUGUUAUAAAAGCUAUCUACCUACAAAAACACAUACUUUAAUGCAUCAUCAGUAAACACAUACACAUAUGGUACACAGUCAUCAGUAAAAGCCUAUAUAAUACUUUCCUCUUUACUGUGUACUAUUUUGUACUAUUGGGUGGCAAAUAUCUAAGCACCUUUGCUACCUCUUCCUCCUGUUUCUCCCCUGUGCCACCCUAAUGCCCGCCAAUACCCACCUCAUACCACUCUAAUACCCCCCAUACCCACCUCCUGCCACCCUAAUGCCCACCCUUCAUACCCACUUCAUGCCACCCUAAUGUCCCCCAUACCCACCUCAUUUCACAGUAAUGUCCCCCAUACCCACCUCAUUUCACAGUAAUGCCCCCCCAUACCCACCUCAUUUCACAGUAAUGCCCCCCAUACCCACCCCAUGCCACCGUAAUGCCCCCCAUACCCACCCCAUGCCACCGUAAUGCCCCCCAUAACCACCCCAUGUCAGCGUAAUGCCCCCCAUACCCACCCUAAUGCACCCACAUGUGUGCCCACCUCUAUCUAACAGCUCUGUGUCCACACAUGUACCCAUGCCUGUGCCCAGCAUCACCACCACCCUCCACACACACACACACACACACACACACACACACACACACACACACCUUUGCCAAAGAAUCACUGAGCACCAAAGAUACUCAGCACAGGUCAAUCAGUGUGUUCCACGUGUUUAAUGUGUGUAACUAAUCGUGCGCUUGUCUGUCCUGCAGUCUGUCUUUCCAUGGAAUGUACUGAUGAGAUGUUGAUGUUCAAUGAAAAAGAAUAAAAUUAAAGACAUAUGAACCAGUGAA